Messenger RNA from Beta vulgaris subsp. vulgaris (sugar beet), 1368 nucleotides. RefSeq names its product probable carboxylesterase 7. Bases 144 to 1115 code for a protein of 323 amino acids. The record is from RefSeq and is a predicted model, not a curated record. Lineage: Eukaryota; Viridiplantae; Streptophyta; Magnoliopsida; Caryophyllales; Amaranthaceae. The transcript has a single exon. Gene Ontology annotation, molecular function: hydrolase activity.
CAAAUAUUUGCAUUUCUAUCCACGUAUAACACACAUGUACAAUAUUCAUUUUCCUCACUAUAUAUAACUUAGCAAUUAGCAUCUCCAUUGAAAUAAUAUCCUAAACUAACCAACUCUUUCUUUUGCAUAGUUCUAAUUCAGCCAUGUAUGCUCCAAGUUCCACAAACACAAUAGAAGAGAAGGUGGUGAUUGAUUAUACACCAUAUUUUCGCCUUUUCGAAAGCGGUCGAAUGGAGAGACUAACAGAAGUUCCUCCUGUCCAACCAUCACUAGAUCCCAAAACAAAGGUGGAAUCUAAAGAUGCAACAACAAAAGAAGGUGUCUUAGUUAGGCUGUUUAAACCAAACCUCCCUAAAAACAAAAAAGUACCACUAUUACUAUACUUUCAUGGAGGUGCAUUUAUCUUUGAAAGUACAUUGUCUCCAAAAUAUCACAACUACCUUAACAAUUUAGCCUCUGAAGCUCAAGUAAUGAUUGUUUCUGUUGAGUAUAGACAAGUACCCGAACACCGUCUCCCAGCAGCUUAUCAUGAUUGCUGCAAUGCUCUAAAUUGGGUGGUUUUUCAUGCUAAGGAAGUAUGGAUUAAGGAUCAUGUAGACUUCACUAAAGUCUACUUAAUGGGUGAUAGUGCAGGUGGCAACAUAGCACAUUAUUUGGCAAUGCGACUAGGGGUUAAGGGCUUACCUUGUGACUUAAUAAGUGGCAUUAUAUUGGUGCAUCCUAUGUUUUGGGGGAAGCAACGCAUUGGCAAUGAGGCUGCAAGAUGCAGCCUAAUGUCGGCCCCGGAUUUAGCUGAUCAAGUAUGGGCAUUUGCUUGCCCUACUAGUAGUGAUGGUGUUGAUGAUCCUUGGUUUAACCCGGCUCGAGAUCCGAACUUGAGGAGGUUAGGGUGCAAGAGGGUGUUGGUUUUGGUUGCAGGGAAUGAUUUCUUGAGAGACCGAGGGUUGUACUACAAGGAGGUUUUGGUAAAGAGUGGGUGGCAAGGAAGAGUAGAUGUGGUAGAGUGUAAAGGGGAGAAUCAUGCCUUUCAUUUGCGUAAACCUUCCUCUGUUAACUCUGUUUAUCUUAUGACAAAAGUUGUUGCUUUCCUUAAUCCUCAACGUUCUGCACUCUGAAUAACAAUGUGUUUGAUGGAGAAUCACAAAUUGUAAUGAGUAAUGACAAUAUGACAUUGAUACUUUUAGUAAAAUAGCAUAGUUACUAAUUGAGGGUAAGGAUGUUUUUUUAAGUCUUGUGUGGUGAGGCUGUUGUGGUCUUUCCAUUCGCUUGUUAUCUACCAACCCGUUUGAUAUUUAUUAGUGAUUCUCGUUUUCGAUUGACCUGGCGUUAUAUAUGUAUUUAUGAAAAAGUGAUUUUGAUGAAAAUUUA